Molecule: messenger RNA, 2418 nt
Organism: Symbiodinium sp. CCMP2592
Lineage: Eukaryota; Dinophyceae; Suessiales; Symbiodiniaceae
Source: the annotation of a GenBank genome assembly
AUGCAAGAGCAACAACAAGCUCAACAAGCACAGCACCAGCCGAACCCCCAGCAGGUGAGGUUGGAACAGCUGAUGACUACACUAGGCCAAGCUACAGAAGCUAUGGCAAGAGUUGCACAAGGAACGGCAAUGCAGCAAGCGCAAUUGUCGACAGCAAUGGAUGCACUGGCGAAAGCCCAAGCAUCACCGAAGGCAAUCCUCAAGCCACCGGAAUCGUUUAAUCCAGCUACGAUUGAAGAAGAAGUGUCACAAUGGAGUGACUGGUCAUUUACGUUCAAGAACUUCUUAGCGUUCAUGGACCAAGAAUUCCUGAAGGACCUGAAGUCGGCAGAAGAACGAAAGGCUGUGAUAGGAAUGGAGGUGACAAAUGCAUUCUUCAACAAUGAUCAAGGAAGAGGCUUCGUGGAUUUCCUCUUGGGCCACCUUCAUCAGGAGCCCAUUGCUGGUAGCCGUGCCACCUCUGUGCAACAAAUUCUGCAUGCGGACCGUGCUGCCUGGAUGCGCCUGGCAGAGCUCACCCCCGACGGGAUUCGUCGAGAUGCAGCCGGGGCUUUGCCUCUUGACAGUUUGUGGGCCCGCUUGCAGACUGACCCGAAGGUAAUUUUUCAUCUCCUCCCGCGGGAAGGUGGAGCCCUCAAACGAGAAAACAACGAGAUCAAGCCUGACCUCACAGACACCCCGACCAAAAAGCAGCGCAAAGGUACUGGAAAAGGCAAGACCAAGACAUUGCGUGAGCCCAGCAAUCUCCCAGAAGAACUCAAGGGCCUUUCGUCUUGGACUAAGACCGGAAAGCGCCGCUGCUGGGGAUUCAAUAUUGCCAAGGCUGUGAGCCCUGUGGAGGGGCCGCUACUUGAUGCCGGACUGCAGGAGGCGGGUUCUGGCUUUUACGACCGUGUCGGUGUCCUUCCUUGCCGCUCCGUGGGGCUAAUUUUCUGCAUUCGGAAAGGGGAGUUGGAGAGUGGUUGGCAGAGCGCGGCCCACAGCACAGACCCGUUGAGUCGCUCACGAGCCUACAAGCAAGAGCGAAGUGUCAAUGAGUUCCAUCUCCAGUCCAAAAGCUCCUGCUUGGCGCGGAAUGUGCUGCUGCAGAUCGAGUCGUUGGCAUGGAGAACACCAGUAUUGCCUGUGCAACGUCCGCAUGGCACGGAACUUGUAGAUGCUGACAAGGUCUGUCUUGCGGGAGAUGAUGAGGCUUCGGUGUCUGCGCAGCGAAUUGGCGGUAGCGAAGCAAAGCAAGACAACCGGCUUUGGGGCUGUUUUUGGAUACUUGCGGACCACUUCAAAGCUGUUGCUUCUACAACAGACAGCAACAUGGCGUCGAUAAGACUGAAUGUGCUGAUCUCCGCUGCAGAGAAGUACAAGACUGAUGAACCCAGGGACAUGAAGCACGACAUUAGUGCAGAGCGAGUGCAUGCAGAACAUGAGCAGGACAUCUGCCUAGAUGCCGAUGGGUCGUCCUUGAAGAGCAUCCUGGAAGACAUGCAUCAGAAAAUGCAAUUCCUCUGUGAGGAGCUUUCCUUGGGUCGGGGACCAGCUGAGGCCGAGGAGCCCGCGCGCGCCGUCCUCCGAAGUUGCGCCACGUUGCGUACUGUCAGCCAGGACAGCUUUGAGCCGAACUCGGCCCGCUCUGGGGACUGCAGCCGGCCUGCUGGCUCGGGGCUGCUGUCCAAGGGUGCCACAAGCGCCUUUGGAGAUUCUGAAGGAAGAUCCCUGCCAGCCCGAUCUCGCACUCACUCGGAGCACGAGAAGGUCACGAGGGCGCUUUUCGACUUGGACUGCGACCCACUGGCCGCGAGGGUUGCACACCUCGAGCAGUCCCUCACGCGAGAGGAGCCGCUCUUGCAGCGCUUUCACUCGGAGCUGCGAGCAAACUUUGCUGCCGAGCUCGAGGCGGUUCGCGCGCAACUUCUGGAAGAGUUCCGGGAGCAGGUCCAGGUGCAGAAGCUGCAGGCCAUGGCGGAGCUACAGUUUGCGAAGGAAGCGUUGCGCGAACGCUUUACAAGCCUCCCCAGCCACCGGUCGUCUGAACGCUUCCGCAUCUGUUGGGAGGAAGCCUCCCGUGGGGCGGCUGAGGGCGAUUUGGCGCUGGAGAGAUUAGAGGCUCUGUCGGCGGAAGUUCGUAGGCUCACUUCCGAGGUCCGUGCGCAGGCCGAACUCCUGGAUCAUGUCCGCUUGCUGACGGACAUUCUGGAGCCACCUGCAGACGACGCCAGGACCCUGGGAUGGCGGGAAGCGCCAGAGCCGGUCGAACCGGAGCUCCGAGGUGGUCCGACAAUGUUCAGGAGGGAGACUGGCGACGCGGGCUACCAAGGUGCGGCAGAAGCACGGUCCUUUGAUCCGCCAGUUUCACACGCGAAGGGCUCCAGUGAGGACCGUUUGUCAAGCUGGCGGGGUCCAACUCCGGCACGUGGGGCAUGA